Messenger RNA from Fukomys damarensis (Damara mole-rat), 558 nucleotides. Its product is annotated as C-C motif chemokine 14. Bases 121 to 405 code for a protein of 94 amino acids. Gene Ontology annotation, cellular component: extracellular region. NCBI's taxonomy places the organism in Eukaryota, Metazoa, Chordata, Mammalia, Rodentia, Bathyergidae. The record is from RefSeq and is a predicted model, not a curated record. The transcript has 3 exons. Gene Ontology annotation, molecular function: CCR chemokine receptor binding; chemokine activity. Gene Ontology annotation, biological process: cellular response to tumor necrosis factor; lymphocyte chemotaxis; positive regulation of GTPase activity.
CUUUCAAAAUCUUAGUUCUCUUAUUAUCUUGCCUCAGUGAUCAUUUCUCAAUGCCUCCUCACCCCAGGAGCCUCAGAAGCCCCCAGCAGGCCAGCUCUCCUCCUGCAGCACCUCCAGAGGAUGAAGGUCUCCGUGGCCACCAUCUCCUCUCUCCUCUUCCUCAUCACCGUCACUCUAGGGGCCAAGACUGAGUCCUCCUCACGAGGGCCUUUCCACCCGGCAGAGUGCUGCUUCUCCUACAUUACCCACACCGUCCCACAUCAUCGAAUCGCGGAUUACUAUGAGACCAGCGGCGAGUGUCCCAAGCCUGGAGUUGUCUUCAUCACCAAAAGGGGCCAAUCCAUCUGUGCCAACCCCAAAACUGAGUGGGUCCAGGACUACCUGAAGGACCUGGAGGAGAACUGAGUGAUCCAGAAGUGCUGCCGAAGGGCACAGCUCGGUGAUCUAAAGAGAAGAAGCCAAGCCCCCUCCACCUGCCCCUCUGCCCAGCCACCUCCCACACACACAAACUGCCCUAUCCUGAAUUAAAGACAAUCCAUGCCCUUCCCUGCCUUCAUU